Echinops telfairi (small Madagascar hedgehog) is the source of this 6518-nucleotide messenger RNA. It is a transcript of the gene CDCP1, whose product is annotated as CUB domain containing protein 1. The record is from RefSeq and is a predicted model, not a curated record. Bases 1 to 2955 code for a protein of 984 amino acids. The transcript has 10 exons. Lineage: Eukaryota; Metazoa; Chordata; Mammalia; Afrosoricida; Tenrecidae.
AUGGCCGGCCUGGAUUUCGGGGUCACAGUCGCACUGCUGGGGGUUCUGCUGCUGGGCGUGGCGCGGCUGCCGCGCGGGGCCGGUGAGUGCAGGGCGUCGGGUGCGGGCGGGGAGGGUGCGCAGCGAUCCAACGGAUCGACGGUGCUCAGGAGACGGCCGGGGAGUGCGGAGGGCGCAGGGCCCGGGGAUGGCUGGCUGCGCUCUGGGGCCCUCCUGCCGGGCGCCGUGGUCUUGCGAGCUCGCGCUGGGCGCCGGCCGACGCACUUGGGAGUGUCCCCGAAGGAGAGCCGCGCCCGGGCCCCGGGCCGAGCCUGGGAGCCCUGUCCCGGUGGAGCGCGCCGCGCCCAGGGGAUGUCGCCGGGACUCCCAGGAGGCACCCAGCAGGACGUGCAGCUUCGUCUCCGGGCUUACUCCUUCGCCUGGACUAGGAGUGGAUGCCCGAACGCCGUGACAUCUGCGCUGCGCGGGCAGGCGGCUGGCCAGGCCGCUCUCCCUUCUCACCUAAGUUGGGCGGAGUUUGAAGGCAGAGCUUUUGAGAUUACUCUGCCCCCCAGGAGCGGCAUGGGAGUUUUCAUAAAGGCUGGAAGCCCAACGCUGCCAGCGAAACCCUGUCACAUCAUCAUUUCCAAAAGAUACCAACUCACACUGACUGUCAAGGCUGGGGAGAGAGCCGUCUUUGACUUCAGCUGCCAGUACCCAGAGAGGCACUUUGUCAUGGAGAUUCACAAGAAUGUUGACUGCAUGUCAGGCCCGUGUCCUUUUGGGGAGGUUCCGCUCCAGCCCUCAACAUCCUCAUUGCCUACCCUCAACAGAACCUUCAUCUGGGACGUCAAGGCUCCUAAGAACAUGGGCCUGGAGCUGCGGUUCUCCACCUCCCACCUGCGGCAGAUCGGGCCGGGCGAGAGCUGCCCUGACGGGGUCACGUACUCCAUCGGCGGCCGCAUCGAUGCCACCGAGGUCCGGAUCGGAACCUUCUGCAACAACGGCACCGUGUCCCGGGUCAAGGUGCAGGAGGGAGUGAAAAUGGCCUUACACCUGCCGUGGUUCGACAAGAGAAAGGCGUCUGGCUUGAGCAUUGCAAACCUGACUUCCAUAAAGCGACUGUGCAUCGUGGAGUCUGUGUUUGAGGGCGAGGGCUCGGCCACCCUCAUGUCUGCCAACUACCCGGAAGGCUUCCCCGAGGAUGAGCUCAUGACCUGGCAGUUUGUGGUCCCCGCGCACCUGCGGGCCAGCGUCUCCUUCCUCACAGUCAACGUCUCCAACUGCGUGAGGAAGGAGGAACGGGUGGAAUACUACAUCCCAGGCUCCACCACCAACCCGGAGGUGUUUAGGCUGGAGGACCCCCAGCCUGGGAACAUGGCUGGCAACUUCAACCUCUCCCUGCAGGGCUGUGACCAAGACACCCAAAACCCGGGCAUCCUCCGGCUACAGUUCCAAGUCUUGGUCCAGCACCCACAAAACGAAAGUGCGACGACUUACCUGGUUGACCUGAGCAACGAGCAAGCCAUGUCGCUCACCAUCGCCCUGCGGCCGGACAAGAAGGGCCGCCGGUUUGUCCCCGGCUGCUUCGUGUGCCUGGUGUCCCCGCGGACCUGCAGCACCAACCUGACCCUGACUUCCGGCUCCAAGCACAAGAUCUCCUUCCUCUGUGAUGACCUGACCCGCCUGUGGAUGACGGCGGAGAAAACCAUAAGCUGCACGGACCAUCGGUACUGCUACAGGAAGUCCUACCCUCUCCAGGUGCCCGAGCACAUCCUCCAGCUGCCCGUGGACCUGCACGACUUCUCCUGGAAGCUGCUGGUCCCCAAGGACAAGCUCAGCAUGGCGCUGGUGCCUGCCCACAAGCUGCAGCAGUCCACCAACGAGAAGUUCUGCAACACCAGCUUCAGCUACCUGGUGGCCAGCGCUGUCCCUGACCAGGACCUCUACUUCGGAGCCUUCUGCCCUGGGGGCUCCAUCGAGCAGAUCCAGGUGAAGCAGAACACCUCUGUGACCAUUCGCACCUUCAAGCCCAGCUUCCGCCAGGAGGUGUCCAGGCAGGGCCUGACGGUGUUCUUCAUACCUUAUUUCCGAGAGGAUGGCAUCUUCACCGUGAGCCCGGACACAAAAAGCAAGGUGUACUUGAGGACCCCUACCUGGAACUGGGGUCUGCCGCCCCUCACCUCCGUGUCCUGGAACAUCAGCGUGCCAAAGAACCAGGUGGCCUGCCUGACCUUCCUGAAGGAGCGGACGGGCGUGGUCUGCCAGACGGGGCGGGCGUUCAUGAUCAUCCAGGAGCAGCGGGCCCACGCCGAGGAGAUCUUCAACCUGGAAGACGAGGUGCUCCCCAAGCCGAGCUUCCGCCAUCACAGCUUCUGGGUCAACAUCUCUAACUGCAGCCCUGUGAGCGGCAAGCAGUUUGAACUGCAAUUCUGGGUGACGCUCACACCAAGGAAGACAGAUCUGACUGUGGUCCUCAUCGCGGCGGUGGGAGGCGGAGCCCUACUGCUGUCUGCCAUCGGACUCAUCAUUUGCUGCAUGAGAAAGAAGAAAAAGGAGGUGGACAAGGGCCCGGUGGUAGGUAUCUAUAAUGGCAACAUCAAUACCCAGAUGCCGAAACAGCAGAAAAAGUUCCAGAAGGGACGAAAGGACAACGACUCCCACGUGUAUGCCGUCAUUGAUGACACCAUGGUGUACGGCCAUCUGCUACAGGAACCCAACGGGUCCCUCCUCCAGCCCGAGGUGGACACUUACCGGCCCUUCCAGGGCCCCAUGGGGUCCCCUCCUUCCCCACCCCCAACAUGCUCCAGGGCCCCGACUGCAAAGUUGGCCGAGGAGAAGCCCCCCACUGACCCCUCUCCUGAGGCUGUGAGUGAACCAUACACCUUCUCCUACCCCAACAAUGGAGAGGUGGGCUGUGGGAACACAGACAUUCCCUUGCUGGACAUCCAGGGGCCAGCAGAUCCGGGGGAAUAACUUGGACCAGCCUCAAACCCUUCGCUGAGAUGCAUAGAGCGGGACAUUGGGACACUCUUGAGUGAUCCUCGCCAGAAAGCCCAAAGAAGAAGAACCCUAGAGAAGGGAAAGAGGAGGUUGUUUUGGGCACCACCAACUUCCGAUUUCCAGGGGAACGCAUCCAGGCUGAUGAUGAGACGUUGUCCCUGUUCGUGCCCUGCUCAACUUGAGUGGCAAAAUUGCCCAUAAAGAGAGGAGAUCGGUGGCACGAGUCACCUAGCUCAGGGCUGCAAGGGGCCCCCAGAUUUGGAAUGAUACACAGCAGCUUGUCCCCUUCAAUACGACCAUCCCAAUUCCUGGCAGCUCACCCCUGGUCCCUACGGUCGUUGGGAUCCCCUGGAUGAAAUGGACAAUGUGCUUUUUAUUAUUAUUAUUUAUUCCGUGGUCCUGUGUAUUUAAGAGGUCAAAUGUGAAGCCAUGCAGCUUUUGUCACCUGGCUCAGUGACAACGCAGGCUGACCCAUUUGGACAGCAAGGAUCUUUUGGAGUUCUGCUGACCACUCGAUAAAAGAUGGGCUUCUCCUUGGGAGCAGGGAUGGCUUGCGGUCGGAGCAGCCCGUAGAGGGUGGGCGGGUCUAGGCGGCACCCCCCACGGCUCCGCUUUGAUCAAAGGCAUCCUGGUCUCCCCCUGUACCCGGUGGUUAUCUCCCUUCCCAAACCCACCGGAGUCCCAGCGUUCUGUCUUCCUAGAAACAAGAGACAUUCGCUUGAGUUGUCACAUAUGGCUUUCUCAGCUGUAGGCCUUUCAGCCAAAAUUUAGAGAAUAUCUUCAUCUUCUGAAAAUGUUUAGAAAUGCUGCAGAGUGGCUAUCUGUAGCCGCGGCUGACGCCGCCAUAGCAAAUUGCCACCAACUUCAUGGCUUAAGCUACUUGGGCGUACAGGUCUGCAGGUCAGAAGUCUGGGAUCGGUUCCAUGGGUUUCUUCUAGCCACACGGUGUUUUCCAGCUUCUCGAAGCUGACGGCAUCCUUGGACUGCGGCCCCUUCCACCUUCUGGUCUAGUUUUUCCUGAGCUGCAUCCUGGUGAGCCAGACUCUCCUGCCUCCUGCUCACUUCUCGGGCCCACCCAUCUCGCGACCCUGACUGAAUCCCAUCUGUGAAGUCCUCUGUGCCAACGGAAGGUGACCCCUCUGCUGCUUCCAGGGCUUAGGACACAGACACCUCGGGAGGAGCCGAUGUUCCACCUUCCUGCUUCCUUAGCUGCGGUGGAGUUGCUCCUGACUCAUGGCAACACGCCAAGCCACUUCUCUGCCCUGCACCGUCCUCGCGUCCUGUGCUUGUGAGCUCGUGGUCAGAGUCCCCCAUGGAGGGUCUUCCUCAACGACUCUGAGCGCCCCCUUGACCAAGCAUGAGGUUCCCUCCCUGGGGACCAGUUCCUCCUGACGACGUGUGCAAAGUACAUGACACACAGCCUCUGCCUGUCCCCCUUUCCUACACAGAUGUGUGCCUUCUGGCAGAAUCCCAUGAGGAUCCCAUAGACUUCACCAGCUCCUUAACGCAAACAGAUCCCGCUCCGAGGAGAGGCUGCGCGUUGGCCUGGCCCUCUAGUGCGUCUGUUGGGUAUGCUUGAAGAAGUAAUUGCUGACAUUUGAAAGUAUACUUUUUUAACAUAAAAACCCACAUCAGAGAAUCUGGCCAUGUAGGGGUCUCACUCCAUCCUGGCAGCAGUUGGCAGCAGCUGCAACUGCCACCUUAUAGAUGGAGCUCAGGAUUCCCCAGGCCACUCCAGUGCCCUCUGCUCCCUGUCACCUCCCACCCUGAGCUGGAGCGCCUUGCAGGGUGGUUUUUGGUUGAAAGACCAUGGAAAGUGCAGGACCCAUAUCCCUUAUUAAAUCAGAAGGUCGGCCGGGAGGCUGGCUGUGCUUCAAGGAUCGAUUUCCAUUCAGCCUGCAUACCCUCCCUCGAGCCGAUGACCAGCCCGGCCCCUGCUCUCGCCUGCUAGUCUACCGUGGCAUCUCCAGCUGAGGUCUGACCAUCUAUUUGUAAGGUUGCUUUAACCGGGUCGCCACACCCUCGGUUCUUUCUAAGCUAGGCCCCUCUUGCACUUCCAGCCAGCAUGGCUUCAGAGUAGGCCUGGGUCUCUGGAGUGGGGGGAUCUUGGAUGGACAAAAAGAAGGAACCUGGUCAGGAUCUCUUGCUGGAGAGGAGAGGAAAUGCAUUCCGAAGGUCCAGUCCGAAGUUCACGGUUUCGUUGGCGAAACGGUCUUUAAGAACAAGCGUGCCUCACUGUGCCCCCCAGGGAAGACCUAGGAGACAUGCUGCCACCUUGGAGACAUGCUGCCUCGAUUGUUGGAGGGCGACUCUGUUUCUGGGGGAAGGGGUUCUGAAGCAUUGCUGAGCUGCGGGCACUCCGAGUCCUCUUGAACCCUCCCCAGAGUUUGUCUGGUUGGUUUACAAUUGACCCUCGAGGGCACUGAGGGUUUUAUAAUGCCCUCGGUGCUGCCAGGGCCAUGUUGUCCUUCCUGGAAGGCUGGCUUCCUGCCCAGCUACCCUGGGCUUCUUGACCCGAGGUGCUGCUGAGCCCCAGCCAGGAAGGGUUGCCUUCCCUCAGCUGGUUUAGAAUCACUCCUUAGGGCUCCAGUCCCCUAUUCUCGUCUUCCCCAAUAUCCUGACCUCUCCCAAGGUCUCUGGCAGCUUGCAUUCAGCCCAGAAGUGCGGUAGGGCUUCUUGAGGCCAGCCGCCAUGGGAUACACCCUGUCCUUUGCAAGGAAGAACCCUACGUGGUCAUUUUAACUGGUUCCAAACGCCAGGCCAAGUUGCUGUCUCUCCCCAAGCCUCCUCCUUGUGGACCGUAUUCCUAGGCUGUGCCUCAGUGAGGGGGCCCAGUGGGGUGCAGCCCUGGCUCUUUUCUUCCAAGCUGUGUUUGCUAUCAGCCAGCCCCUCCCCUGCCCCCUUCUCCAGGCACAAACACUUCCUAGUCUUGCAGCAUCCCCAGAAUCCGCUGCAGUCAGGCUGUUGUGGUCCUUCGGUUUUCCAAAGUGCAUCGCCAGGCCUCUCCUCCUCCUGUGAAGCGGGAAGCUCUGACGAGACCUGUCCGACCCUCAGACUGACACACAGGCCUCCCUGGCAGAUGGGUGGUGACUGUGCGUGAGGGGCAUUGGCAAGGAAUCGAACCCAUGUCUCAGGCACGGGAGGUGAGAAUUCCACCACCGAGCCACCAAGGGCCCCCUCUUUGCCGUCUAAGCUCCACUUAGGCAAAGUACGCCUGGGCCACUGGGAACCAUUAUGGAAGGCAGUAGUACACAGUGAGGGGGGCACAGUGUCUGCUGGGGCCCAGCAGUGCCCCCUCCCAUCUGCUGUCACUGUAAGGAAGCCCAGCACCUGCAGGACGGAGCGACCGCUUUGCACAGACAGGGAAGGUCUCCAUCAGAGGCCCUGGGAUCUGGAAAGACCAUUGGACAGGACCUUGGCAAAGGGUUGAGGGCCAGUGGGUGUGGAUCUGCAGUGCUUAAGGGGAAGUAAUUUAUUUGUUGUCGAUAGAGUUUUUAGUUGGCAUUUUAUUUCUUACUUCUUUUUUAAUAAAUAAA